GCCUGGGACCCGGAUGGCCGUUUAGUCGGUGCCGAGACGCCGAGGCUCCCACAUCGGGCCCUGGAAAAAAAAAAUAAACAAGGGGGGGGGGACCCGCCGUAAUCCGCAUCCAUCCUCCGCUUGGCGCCCCCAUCCGCUCUCGGGAAGCCCGUAUCCGGAUAGAGCGGACCGAGCCCGAUCCGAAGAGACAGAGGCACGUUUCGCGAGGCGCCAGGAGGAACCAACGUACUCAAUGACCUUCCAGCGCGAUGUCAGAUCGUUUGGGGCAAACAGCAAAGGGGAAGGAUGGAAAAAAGUAUUCGUCGCUCAACCUGUUUGAUACGUACAAGGGAAAGUCCUUAGAGAUUCAGAAACCCACAGUAGCCCCUCGCCAUGGCUUGCAGAGUCUCGGGAAAGUUGCCAUUGCCCGGCGUAUGCCACCCCCUGCGAACCUGCCAAGCUUAAAAGCGGAGAACAAAGGCAAUGACCCCAACGUCUCACUAGUACCAAAAGACGGGACAGGAUGGGCAAGCAAGCAGGAACAGUCAGACCCAAAGAGUACCGAUGCCUCGACAGCUCAGCCGCCGGAAUCGCCGUCGCCGCCGGCUUCACAGACGUCUGCCUCAAACCCACCGAAACGACCCCCAACAGCACCCGAGAAUCCCCCUACAGUAGCAAGCGGGGUAAAGUCUUGGGCACAGGCCAGCGUUACCCAUGGAGCGCAAGGAGAUGGUGGAAAGGGAUCAAGCCUACUGUCGCGAUUCUCUCGCGAGGAAUUUCCGACCCUGCAGGCGGCUGGAGACCAGGACAAAGCUGGCAAAGAAAAGGACACUACCGAUGCGUCGUAUGGGCCCGGACCAAACCUCCGCCCCCAGAAUGCGACGAGCUGGCGGGAUGGAGGCGGGCGGGGCACUGACGGGGAGGUGCCCGAGCAGCACCCCGGAGCCCCCGACGGGCGGGCCGGGGUGGGCAUGCAGCCCUCCGCCCCGCCCCACUUCCCUCCCUACCGGGGCAUGAUGCCACCAUUCAUGUACCCCCCGUACCUCCCGUUCCCGCCUCCGUAUGGGCCGCAGGGACCUUACCGCUAUCCCACCCCGGACGCACAGAGGUUCCCCCGGCUGGCUGGGCCCCGCCCCUCACAGCCCCCCCAGCGCGCGGCGGAGCCGGUGAGCCGCCCGCCCGUGCUCCGGCAGGACGAUCUGAAGGAGUUCGACGAGCUGGACCAGGAGAACGACGAAGGCUGGGCAGGCGCGCACGAGGAGGUGGAUUACACCGAGAAGCUGAAAUUCAGCGACGAAGAGGACGGCAAAGAGUCUGACGAGGAAGGGGCCGAGAAACACCAGGACAGCGAGGGGCCGGGCCCCGAGGGCAAGAAGGCCAGCAGCCCCAAGGAGGAGCUGCCCCCUGUCAAGGCGGCCUGGGCCGAGGGCGCCCGCCCCGAGGGGGCCAAGGAACCGCCCGCCGCCCCCGCACCUCGCCCCCCGCCACCGCCACCCCCACCCCCCAAUCGGGGCAACUGGGGGCAGCCCAACGACUUCCCAGUGGUGGGAGGUGCCCGGCUCCCCCUGACCCCCACCUGCCCCCAGGCGCGCCCCCCGGCGCCGGAGGACGAGGACGAGGCGUGGCGCCAGCGGCGGAAGCAGUCCUCCUCGGAGAUCUCGGCGGCGGUGGAGCGGGCGCGCCGGCGGCGGGAGGAGGAGGAGCGGCGCAUGCAGGAGGAGCGCCGGGCCGCCUGCGCCGAGAAGCUCAAGCGCCUGGACGAGAAGUUUGGGGCCCCCGACAAGCGCCUCAAAGCCGAGCCCCCCAAGGAAGUGCCCGCCCCCCCGCCGCCCCCCCGGCCGUCGCCAGCCCCCCGGCCGCUGCCCCCCCGGCCCCUGCCCCCCCCAGAGGAGACAAGAGACCAGGAGGAGCCAGCCCCGGUCAGCAAACCCCGCAGCAGCGGCAGCAGCACCAGCGGCAGCUUCGACGCCGGGCUAGCUGAGCCCCCUGCGGCGCCCGCCCCCAAGGAGGUGCCCGAGGUCCCGGAUGAGCCAUUGGUGGUGCCGGCCCCCCCUGUGGCCCCUGCCGUGCCCAAGACAGAGCCCAAGGGCGAGACUGUGGUGCCGCCACGCCAGCCGCCCCUGGCCCAGAACCUGGGCUACUCCAAGUACCAGAAGUCUCUGCCGCCCCGGUUCCAGCGGCAGCAGCAGGAGCAGUUGCUGAAGCAGCAGCAGCAGUGGCAGCAGCAGCACGGGCCGCCCCCGGCGCCCGCCUCCCCCCAGCAGCAGGUGGCAGCGGCUUCCCUGGCGGGCCUGGGCCCCUCGCCCGGUAUCCACCCUCCGCAGGGGGCGGGGCAGCAGCAGGCCCCGCCCCCCCAGCAGCAGGCCCCGCCCAAGGCCAUGUACCCGGGCUCCAUGGGGCGCCCCCCGCCCAUGCCCCAGAUGAACUUUGACCCCCGCUGGAUGGUGAUCCCGCCCUACAUGGACCCGCGCAUGAUGCAGGGGCGGCCGCCCAUGGACUUCUACCCGCCCGGGGUGCACCCCUCUGGUCUUCUCUCCCGCGAGCGCUCGGACAGCGGGGGCUCCAGCUCGGAGCAGUUUGAGCGCCACCCCCAGAUCCUGCGGGAGCGGGGCACCCCACCCAUGGACCCCAAGCUGGCCUGGGGGGGAGACGUCUUUGCCGCCGACCCCCGGCCCCUCGCCUCGCCCCUCCGGCAGCCAGAUGAGGAGGAGAAGGGCCUGCGGAGCGAGACGCCCCCCGUUCGCCUGCGGGAGGCCGCCACCCCCCAGCCCUAUGUGGGCAGCUACCCGGCCUUCACUGAGAACGGCGCCCCGGCCCCCCUGCACCGCUUCCCGGGGGACGAGCCCCGCCCGGGGGGGCCCUGGCCAGCCAGCCUCGCCCUGCCCCCCAACGCUCCAGGGGAGCUGGCCAGGAAUGGGCGCCCCGAGCCCCUGGCCCAGCCCCCCCCAGCGCCAGCCGGACGAGAAGCCCCCCAACACCGAGGAGCCCAAGAGCCCCUGGCAGCGCCCAAGAAACCCCCCAAGGAGGAGCCGGUCCUGCCUCCCAAGGAGGAGCUGGCCCUGCCCCCCAAGGAGGAGGCGCCGCGCCGGGCCGAGCGCCCCUCGCGCCAGCCGCACGACUUCCACCGGCCGCCACGGCGCGAGGCCAAGACAGAGACACGCUGGGGCCCCCGGCCGGGCAGCAGCCGGCGGGCGGACGAGCCGCCGAGCGGCGAGAAGCCCCCGCGCAGAGCCGGGCCCAUCAAGAAACCUGCGCCCCCCAAGGAGGAGGCUGAGGAGCUGCGCCCCAAAGCCAAAGAGGGCACCGAGCCAGCGGGCGCCAAGCCGGACCCACAGCCCGGCCCCAAGGAGCCCCCCAAGCCAGGCAAGGAGGCCAAAGCCAAGGUGCUGGUGAACGGCAGUGUGGCGGGGCCCCCCAAGGAGCCACAGGGGGCGCUGUCGCCCACCCGCCGACGCCGGGAGUGCCCCUAUGACCGCGGGGGCGGAGGCUACAUGGGGCGCGGGCGCGCCCGGGGGCGGGGGGAGUACUUCGCCCGGGGGCGUGGCUUCCGGGGCGCCUACAGCGGGCGCGGCCGGGGCAGCGGGGGCCGGGGCCGCAGCAGGGAGUUCCGCAGCUACCGGGAGCCAUUCUACCGCCUGGAGGAGGGGCCGGGGCCCCCAGGUGGCGGGGGCGGCGCCCGGCCCCGCAACGCCAGCGAGACGCGCAGCGAGGGCUCCGAGUACGAGGAGAUCCCCAAGCGCCGGCGCCAGCGUGGCUCGGAGACCGGCAGCGAGACCCACGAGAGCGCCAGCGACGUGGCCCACUCGGACAAGGAGGCUGCCCCACCCCCGCUGGCCCCCCAGCCCGUCAAGGAGGAGCGGCACCGGGGCCCGGCCGCCCUGCCCCGCUUUGCUGACAAGAUCCCGCCCCGCCUCUCGGAGCCAGGAGCCCGCGGCGGCCGCAUCUUCACCCCCCGCGGCGUGCCCUCUCGGCGUGCUGGGGGGGGGCGCCCCCCAGCCAGCACCUGGAGCCCCCCGGCCAAGCCCCCGCCCGGGAAGAAGCCGGAGAAGCAGGAGCCGGAGGCCACGCCGGAUUCGCCCGGCAAGGAGAAAGCGGCGCUGGGGCUGGCUCUCCCGGUGCCAGAGGAUCUGGCCGCGUUCCAGGCUCCCCCCCAAGCAGCAGGGGCCGCCCCCCAAUGGCGCCGGAUCGCAGCUUCGAGCGGCCCCCCCCGUCGGCGGCGCCACGGCCGCUCGCAGCAGCAGGACAAGCCGCCCCGCUUCCGGCGGCUGAAGCAGGAGCGGGACAACGCGGCCCGGCUCAAUGGGGAGCAGCGGGGCGGGCCGGGGGCCCCGCCAUACCUGCCACCCCCCACCCCGGCGGAGGAAACAGCCUCCCGGCGCCCAGCUGGUGCCAAGUCCCCGGACCUGUCCAACCAGAACUCGGACCAGGCCAACGAGGAGUGGGAGACGGCCUCGGAGAGCAGCGACUUCACCGAGCGCCGGGGCGGUGGGCCGGGCGAGAAGGAGCCGGGGGGCCCCCCGCCCCAAGCCUUCCUGAAGGGGGGCGGUGGGGGCGGCACACCGUCCCUGGGGGGCCGGGGGGCCAGCGCCGACCUGACCCUCGCCCAGCGCAAGGAGAUGUCCAAGCGCAGCUUCUCCAGCCAGCGGCCCGGCAUGGACCGGCAGAACCGGCGCCCCAACCCCGGGCCCGGCAGCGGGGGCAAGGCCGGGGGCCGCGGGGGGCCCGGUGGGGGCCGCGGGGAGAAGAGGACCUGGCCCUCGCCCAGGAACCGCAGCCGCCCGGCGGAGGAGCGCCCCCCGGGCCUGAGCCUGCCGCCUGGGCCCACCACCAGCGCCGUCUACCGGCUGGACCACGUUGUGCCCAGCGACCCGGCCGGCAUCCAGCAGGCCCUGGCCGACCUGAGCAGCCGUCACGGUGCCCGCGCCAAGCAAGCCCCGCCCGGCACCACCCACGCCUCGGGCCCCACGCCGCCGGCUCCUUUCCCCGCCCACCCGGGCGGCUACAGCCGAGAGCCUCUGUUCCUGGCCAAGGCCCAGCUGCUGCAAUCGGGCGCCAGGGGCCUGGGCGACGUCCCCGGGGUUAACGGCUUCCUCCCCCGGCGCCGGGACCGGCCCCACAAGCAGGAGGACCCCCUGGGCUAUUCCCACAGCCCCGGCUUCCCCGGCCCCAAGCAGGACCCCCCGGGCGCCCACCUGGGCCCGCGCGGCAGGAGCAGCUCCUCCGAGGGGCUGGCGCCCCACAUCUGGAGCCGGCUGCAAUCCAGUGCCCCCAGGAAAAGCUACCGGCCCAGAUCCGUGGAGCCCUGGAUCGACCCGUUAAAUGCCUUUGAAGACGUCGUCAGCACGGAGAUGAGCCAGUCGGACAGCGGGGUGGAUCUCAGCAGCGACUCUCAGGUCUCGUCCGCCAGCUGCAGCCAGCGCAGCUCCCCCGACGGCGGGCUGAAGGCGACCCCCGAGCCUGGCGUGGGGGGCACGCGGGGCCCCGAGUCCGUGGUCCCCGGGGCCGAGGGGGCCGCGCCCCAGGAGCAGGGCAGGAGGCCGGCGCCCAACGACACCAGCCCUCACAAGGACAAGAAGCAGGCCGGCAGCCCCCCGGCUCUCCCCCGGGCCCCUCCCGGCCCGGGCCCCAUUGGGACGGAGCGCUCCCAGCGAGCCGAGAUGGCCAGGGAGAGCGGGGGGGGGUCCGAGCCCGGCCCGGAGCCAGCGACCCCCAGCACCGGCCCCCCCAUCCAGUUCGGGGCCAGCGACAAGGACACUGACCUGGGGCUGCUUGUGAGCGAGGGCAACAAACCUGGCAAGGAGCCCCCGGCCCCGGGCCUCACGGAGGGGCUGGCGGGCGUGUCCCGGGAAUGGGAGCUGCUCCCGCCCCCCAGACCCAGCCUGGCCCCCCAGCCCAGAGCCCUGGCCCUGGGGCCGGCCCCCUGCCCCCCCGCGGAGCCCUCGGCGUACUCAGGUGAGAGGGGGCCGAGCCAGCGGCCCUACCCCGAGCUCUUCUACGGCAGCCAGCCCGGCGUGGCCCAGGUACCCUCCGUCUGGCCGGGGCGGGGCAGGGGGGCUGGCCGGGGGGCUGGGCGGGGGGGGCUGGCCCUCUGUCUGACCCGCGCCCUCUGCCCCCCCCAGCAGGUGCCCAGCCCCCCCGUGGAGUCCCAGCUCAACGGCAGCUUCCGCCCGGGGACCCCUUCGCUGCAUCCGUACAGAUCCCAGCACUUGUACCUGCAGCCCGGCCCGGCCCCCGGCUCCCCGGCGGCCCCCGUCCUGCCCGGCUCGGCCCUGCUCUCGGGGGUGGCCCUCAAGGGGCAGUACGUGGAGUUCUCGGCCCUGCAGGCGGCCGAGCUGGCCAAGCUGCCGGCCACGGGGCUGCUCUACCAGGCGGCCCCCCCCUUCCUCUACAGCCCCCCCUUCUGCGCCAGCCAGCUGGGCCCCGAGCAGCCCCUGCUCCAGGUGCGGCAGGAGCUGAACCCCCCCUCGGAUUUCUACCCGGGCUCCCUGCCGCAGGCCAACCAGAGCAACUUCCUUCAGGGCCCGGGCCCUGCCCAGCAGAUGCUGAUGCCCAUGGUGGAGUCGCAGCUGCCCCCGGUGGUGAACUUCGGCUCCCUGCAGCAGGGGGCGCCAGCCGCCCCCCCGCCACUGCCCCUGGUGCCCGUCACCCCGGCCCUGCGGCCCCCGGGGCAGCUGGCCGGGCGCCUGGUCCCCUCGGCCGUCCGCACCUUCCCCCAUGGCAUGGGGCGCACGGAGCUGCACCCCAUGGAGAUGAAGCCCUUCCCCGAGUACCGGAAGCUGAGCAGUCCGGGGGGGCGAGCCCCAGCAGUGGGCAGAGCCUGUGCGGGCCCCUUCAGCUCCCGCCUGCGGGCCCCAGUCUCCCCAUCGGACGUUCUCUGCUGGACCCCCAGGCCCUGGGAGCGCCACCCCCCACCCCGCGAGGGGCUCCCCGCCCGCCGGCCCCCCAGCCAGAGUGACAAGCAGGAGCCUGGCCUCGCCCACCAGCGCUAG
Chrysemys picta bellii (western painted turtle) is the source of this 6968-nucleotide messenger RNA. NCBI's taxonomy places the organism in Eukaryota, Metazoa, Chordata, Testudines, Emydidae. The record is from RefSeq and is a predicted model, not a curated record.